Paramuricea clavata is the source of this 3915-nucleotide messenger RNA. Lineage: Eukaryota; Metazoa; Cnidaria; Anthozoa; Malacalcyonacea; Plexauridae. The record is from the annotation of a GenBank genome assembly.
AUGAUUGACUCUGGUGCUGAUAAAAACUCACUUGACAUGAGCUGCGCCAAAGACUUGAUGCUGGAAGGCGAAAAAGUGCCAUUUGCUAUUAACGGUGUAGGAGGAAUCGUUACCUCAUAUGAUGAAGGUCUCCUCACUGAAAUAAUAGUCAGAAAUCAAUUGGAUCCAAAUUUUGCAAAAAUAAUUAAAGUGCAGUGUUUUCCCAAACCUGCAGGCAACAUUUGGCCAAUGAAAAUGAAAUAUCAUUUGAAGGAUGUUGAGAUAGCCGAAUUCGUAAACGAACCAAUUCGACUCAUCAUUGGAAAUGAUAAUCCAAGUUUGCAAAUAAGUCUGGAAGACAAGGAAGGAAUUGGUAAUCAACCUUCAGCCAGGAAAUACAGACUUGGAUGGUGCAUCUUCGGCCCCGUUAGCUGCAAAGAAAAGAAGCUGAACAAAAUGCUAACUCACGUCAACGACAAUUACUUUGUCGACGUUGAAGAAGCCAAUUGGAACGAAGACACCGUAAAAGAAGGUCUCAUAAAAAUGUGGGACAUUGAAAGGUAUGAGACCGACAAUAAAGAUUUCGAGCCAAAAUUAACUCCCAACGAAGUUAGAGCUGACCAAAUUUGGGCUGAGACAGCUAAGUUGGUUGAGGGACAUAAACAGCAUGGUUUGCUAUGGAAAAAAGGUGAACCAAAGCUCGAAAAUAAUUUUGACGUAACUUUGAGAAGAUUAUUUUCUCUGGAAAAUUAUCUCAAAGCUAAACCCAACGUCAAAAAGGAGUACGAAAAGAUGAUGAAUGAUACGAUUGAAGCCAAAUAUUGGGAAAGAGUCAAUCUAUCGUUCGAAAAAGCCAGGAUGGAAACUGACGUCAAUUACAUUGCGCAUUUCCCUGUAUUAAGAGAAGAUAAAACAACCACUAAAGUAAGAGUUGUUUUUGAUGCCAAAGCUAAAUUCCGAGGAAAAGCUAUUAAUGAUGGCCUCUUACAAGGGAGAAAAAACAUGUGUGACGUAGUAACGGUAUUAGCAAAUUUUCGACUUAAGAAAAUUACUGUUGCUGGAGACGUAAAACUAAUGUUUUUACAAGUAAUGCUCCGUCCUGAAGAUAGAAAAUAUGUUAGAAUGAUAUGGAGACCAAAAAACGAUCAACAGCCCCAAAUUUAUGAGUCAACAAGACACACGUUUGGCUUGAGAUCUUCUCCAUUCGUUUGCAUCGAAGUGACAAAAGAUGCAGCUAGAAAACAUAUUGACAAGUAUCCAAUAGCAGCCAAAGCCAUGUUGGAGAGCACUAUUGUUGAUGACGUUCUGACCAGCGUGGAAGAUGAAAAAACUGCCCUAGAGCUCAUCGAACACCUGAAAGAGAUAUACGAUACUGUAGGAAUGAAAAUUAGAAAAUUCGCCUCCAACAGUAAGUUAAUUAUGGACACAUUGGAUGACGACCAGAAGGCCCCCAAUGUCGAAUUAACAGACAAAUCUCUAUUCGAAACGUCUUUACCUGUGAUUAAAGUGCUUGGUCUCAUAUAUCUUGCUGAAAAAGAUAUUUUCACAUUCAGAUUUGAGUGCAAAGACCAGGAAAAGUACACCAAAGCACAGAUGUUAAGCGUGAUUGCAUCCUUGUAUGAUCCGCUGUCCUUUCUAGCUCCAUUUACUAUACGAUCUCGGAUCUUAUUCCAAAAAAUAUGGUCGUACGAAGUGGACUGGAAAGAUGAAAUUCCAAUCCCUCUUAGAGCAGAUUGGAUGAACUGGAUAAGACAAACUAAAGAUUUGGACAAUUUUCAAAUAAAAAGAUGUUUGGAUAUGCCAGAGAUAAAAUGCAAAGCGAAAUCGAAACAAAUUCACGUUUUUGUCGAUGCAUCCGCUGUUGCAUAUGCUUGUGCCCUAUAUAUGAGAGUUGAGUAUGAAAAUUCAGUUUACACGAAUCUCAUAUUUUGCAAAGCCAAAGUAGUACCGGUAAAGCAAAAACCUUCAAUUCCUAGAGCUGAAUUGGAAGCUGCUAAAAUUGGAGUGAAAUGGGGAAACAUUUUUGCUUCUUGGUACGAAAUCGAAACGGAAAACGUAUACUACUGGGGCGAUAGCAAAAUCGUGCUCUGGUGGCUACACAGAGAAAAUUUUCCAGAUAUAUACGUUGAAAAUAGAGCCUUCUAUAUCCUGCAAAAAAGUAAAUGUUCUCAAUGGAGAUACGUCAAUACUUCUUUGAACCCAGCUGACUUACCUACAAAAGGAAUUUCAGUCAAAAAGCUGAGUCAAUCCGCACUAUGGAAAGAAGGACCUAAUUUCUUGAAACAAGAUGUUAGCACAUGGGAAUCGUUUACCAAAGACACUAGAGAAGUUAUACUCGAAGAAAGUCAAAAGGAAAACGAAAACGUAAUUAUGCUCACCUGCCAACAUCAAGAAGUUAUGCCAAUUUUUCAAAGACCCCGUAACAAAUUCGCAUCUUUCCAAAAGAUGACCAGAAUAGCAGGGUAUGUUUUUCGAUUCAUCAAAAACAUAAAAGAAAAGAAAAAAUUGGUCAAAAUAGUCAAAAUCAAGUAUGGAAAAUACAGUUGGAAUACUUCGAUCCAAAUUACCAUACCUGCCUUGACAUCUGAAGAGUUGAGAAAAGCCAAAGAGAGAUUAUUGAUUGAAGAUCAAGAAGAAACUCUCUUGCAAUUAAAAAAGGCUUUAAUCCAACCUAAGAAAUACACGUUUGACUCCAACAUCCUGAGAUUGAGCCCUGCAAUAGAUGGAAAAGGCAUAAUCAGAAUGUUUGGAAGGCUACAAACGACCAAAUUUCUAUCAGAAGAAGUAAGAUGUCCUAUAAUACUGGGAAAAGACUCGUCAUUAGCUAAAGGAAUAGUAUAUGAUUUACAUAUACAAAAUUUACAUUCCAACAGCUAUCAAGCAUUAUAUAAUGACUUGAAGAGGAAAUACAGUGUUAUGCAAGGGCUUUCGUUGUGCAAAAGGAUGAUGAAAAAAUGCAACUAUUGCAAAAAGAAAAAUGCAUUAACAUCACCUAGACGAAUGGGAUUAUUGCCCGAAUCAAGAGUACCUAAUCCAAAUUCACGUCUGACGCCAUUUGCCAAUGUCGGAAUAGACCACAUGGGGAUAAUCCAUGUCAAUAAUGGCGAAAAGGACGAGAAAAGGUAUCUUCUUGUAUUCGUGUGCAUGAUGACUAGAGCUGUUCAUAUAGAAGUAACAGUCGAUAAAUCGACGAAAUCAACAGUUCUAGCCUUCACCAGAUUUCAAGCUAGAUUCGGAACUCCAAAACUCGUAAAUACCGACAAUGCAGGCAAUUUCUUGGAAAUGUCCAAACAACUAGAAGAACUUAAACGAGAGCUAGUUGAAAACGAAAUUGAAUGGAUUUUCAAUCCACCAAAAGCUGCAUGGUUUGGAGGACAUUUCGAAAUAUUUAUAAGCUUGAUAAAAAAGGCCAUUUUCAAAAGCAUACCAGAUAUAAACAUAUGCUUAAAUGAUGAAGAGUUACUCACUCUAAUGGCUGAAAUACAAAGGAUCAUAAAUACCCGUCCACUACAGUAUGUAUCAGCUGAUGGAAACGAGUCGAUCCUCACUCCUGCUCAUUUCAUGAUCGGAAGUGAAAUAACAAGUGACAUCCUACUUCCAAAAUCCGUAUCCAAAGAUCCUAAAAAGAGAUACACACAUUUGUUAAAAUACUUAACGAAUGUUUGGAAAAAAUUGUCUUAUGAAUACUUGCCUAGUCUUAAUAUGAGACAAAAAUGGCACAAAGAAGGCAAUCAAUUUGGAAUAGGAGACGUUGUUCUUAUAAAGGAUAUAAAUAGCAAAAAAGGGCAUUGGCCAAUCGCUAUAAUCCAAAACCUGGAAAAAGGUAAAGAUGGUAUAAGUCGUAUAGCAACACUACGAUCUAAAGGAAAAGAAAUUAGACGUGGUAUAAAUUCUCUAGUGCCCAUAAUAAAAAGUUUUGACAUAAGUCAAAACUGA